AUGGUCGGUGGAGUUGCACCGGCCGUUACCCCGCCCGGGAAGUUGGUGGGGCAGCUGCGCCCGCAAGCAGUUACAAUUAUGAACGGUGUUGGCAAAAGUAAUAUUCCCCAGGCGGGUCCCGGUUCAUCCGGGGAAUCCCGCCCCGCCGCUUCGGCGGCGGGCUGCCCUUCGUAUCUGGGGGGGGCACCCACCGUUUCGCGGCUUCGGCCGUGUAGUGAGGAGGAGUGUACAUAUAGUGUAAAUAGAUGUGUGGGAGAGGAAAGCACUGCGCCUGAAACCGCAGGCAUUGUUGUAAAUAGUGUAAAGGAAGGAACUGUACAUAGUGUAGAUACGAAGGAAGACGAGGCGAAGUCCAGCAGCAACAAGCUGCAUAACAUCAUGCAGCUCCGCGAGCCACGUGUCUCGUUGGAACGCAUUGACAUCGAGUCGGACUCGUCUGCCGUCUCCAUGAGGUCUGCGGACUCUCACCGCAGUGACAAGUCCAGGUUUUGGAGCAGGAAGCGCUGCCAUGGUAGCGGCGCUACCUCAGACUCCGACGGGAAGGAAGAGGAAGCCCCGGAACCGAAAGUGCCGACUGGACGUGCCCGUCGUGGCCGAGGGAGGCCGCCUACAACGGGCGAAUACGUCGGCAAAGCGAAGUUUCAGGAGGCCUUCCGAAAGGUUAAGAAACAGCAGGAGAAGAAAGAACUCCAGAUCGAGGCCGAAAAAGAGAUCUCCGAGUUGACGGCAAAGGCGCGGUCCUCUAGGACCAGCACCGAGACAAGGCUUGCUGUGAAGCAAGCCAUGGAAGAGAAUGAGACCGUGGACGGGUUGCUGAAGCGCGUGCAAACCGGGCUGGCGCUCGUCCAGAAGGUAAAUAAGAAGUCGGGGCAUUUACAGGGCCCUAUGCAGGCGGCCCUCAAAGAGGCCGUCGUUAUCAUCAGUGCGGCUACCAACAUCCUCGCUAGCCGCACUGUGUCCGAAGAAGUGCACGACCUUCAAGCACAGAACGACGUCCUGAGGGCCGAAAUCGACGAAAUGAAGAGGGAGAUGGGAGAACUUAAGGCCCAACUCCGGGCGAAAGCCCCCACCAAGGAGACCCAGGAAGAGACGACACCCUCCAAUAUGGAGGAGUGGGCGGCGAAGAUCAUGGGUGUGAUGACGGCGCGGAUCAAUGCCCGAGUGGAAGGGCUGGAGCCGCGCCUGAACCCCGAGCCCAGGCUUCGCCCGCCUUUAAGCUUCGAAAAGCGACGAGAGGAGGCCCCUUUACAGCCUCCUGUCAGCAACCCGACGACGACAAAGCAAACGGCAAGAGGUAGCGUAACCGAGAGGGUCGCAGACCAGCCGCCUUCGGUCUCUUCCAACCCAAAGACCGAAGAAGCCAAGAAAGGCAAGAAGAGGAAGCAGAAGAAGGGGAAAGCUUCUAAGGCGCCCCCGACAGCUACUGCUCCACCCGUCCCUCGUCCUCUACCGCCUGCCCCGACCUCAAUGAACGAGGGCUGGAGCACAGUGGCGAAACGAGGUAAGACGAAUGGGAAGGAAGAGAAGAAGGCGCCCAUCAGGGGCCAGAAAAAGGCGGCUAAAGCCGCUGUGCCGAAAGCGCGUCCACCAAAGUCCGCAGCUGUGGUGCUGUCAAUACAGCCGGCGGGCAGCGAGAAGGGCGCUACCUAUGAAAAGGCCAUCACGGAGGCAAAGAGACGGGUGGACAUUGCCGAAUUAGGCAUCGAGGCCGUCCGAUUCCGCAGAGCGCUCACAGGUGCCACCAUCAUCGAGGUACCGGGAGCGGCGAGCGAUGAGAAGGCCGAUGCCCUAGCUGACAAGCUGAGGGCAAUCUACAAUGAGGAGGAAAUACGAGUGUCUAGGCCCACGAAGUGCUCUGAAUUGAGAGUAGCAGGACUAGACGACUCGGUAACACCCGAGGAAGUGGCGGCCGCAGUGGCCAAGUUGGGAGGAUGCUCCGUGGAGGCUGUCAAGGUUGGCGGUCUCCGUAGAGACUACACGGGACUUUUCGCCACCUGGGUCCGUUGCCCAGUUCUAGCGGCCAAAAAGGUGAAUGAGGGCCGUCUCCUGGUUGGAUGGGUUGCCGCCAGGGUGAGGCUUCUCCCAAACCGCGAACUGAGGUGCUUCCGGUGUUUGGAGGCCGGACACGUCCAGGCGGUAUGCCCGGCGGAUGUGGACCGCAGCCGGCAAUGUUUCCGGUGCGGGCAGCUAGGCCAUGUCGCGGCCAAGUGUGAAAACGAGCCACACUGCACACUCUGUGCGUUGGCCGAUAAACCCGCGGGGCACCGCGUGGGCAGUAAGGCCUGCAAAGCCCCGGGGACCAAGAUAGGAAGGAGAGCGGCGGCAAGUGCCAAGGGCCAGCCAAAGCCAUCCAGCCCCACGGGGCCUGAGGAGACGCAGAUGGCCGGCGAAUAA
Molecule: messenger RNA, 2394 nt
Organism: Ostrinia nubilalis (European corn borer)
Lineage: Eukaryota; Metazoa; Arthropoda; Insecta; Lepidoptera; Crambidae
Exons: 1
Coding region: 1-2394 (797 amino acids)
Molecular function (GO): nucleic acid binding; zinc ion binding
Source: RefSeq, a predicted model, not a curated record